Fundulus heteroclitus (mummichog) is the source of this 3437-nucleotide messenger RNA. It is a transcript of the gene rgs17, whose product is annotated as regulator of G protein signaling 17. The transcript has 6 exons. The record is from RefSeq and is a predicted model, not a curated record. NCBI's taxonomy places the organism in Eukaryota, Metazoa, Chordata, Actinopteri, Cyprinodontiformes, Fundulidae. The coding region runs from base 706 to 1335 and encodes 209 amino acids.
GGCCAGAUGUAAUGACCCUGCGUGUGCUGCAGACAGUGCGCCGAGCCCCAGCGGUGCAUCCUCUCACCGACUGCAGCCACGGAGCAGCGGCGGCAGCAGCGCGCCUGCGCAGUGCAUCCCGGGGAGCUCGGCGGAGAUCGGUGCUGAAGCGGGGCGGAUGGCAAGAAGAACCAGCGGCGGUGGACACCGAUUACACCGCGGGAUUCCCGUUCACCAUGUCUUUAAAUAGGCGCCGCGACGCCGCGCGUUCACCCCCAUCACUGUAGGACGGUGACAGGCCGGCGUAAAGAGAUGCUGUACAUUCGCCGCCCCCUGUCCUCCCGAGUCUAGAAAGGAUCCUUUUUUUUUUUUUUUUUUUUUUUUUUUUUCGAGGUCCGGGGGAAGACGACGCCGAGAGAAGCCAGACGGGGGGAAGCGAGUCCAGGAAGCCCAGGGUUGAAACGUCGCCGCCGCCUCUCUCUCUCUGGUGUUCCUUCCUGUGCUUGUCGGUCAGGGAUGGUGACACCAGCAAACGCUCCUCCUCCCCGUGGUGAAACGUACCUCCUCGCCUCGUCCCGCCGCUCCAGCGAGCCAAACAGCCCAGCGGACGCUCAGACUCCCCCGCCAGUCCGUCGCCCUCAGUCGACCAGCUUGCUAUCAACCAGCAACCUCUUACCUCACGCCAUGACCGCUUUCUCUCACCUGUGUUUAGGAACUCAUUAAUUCAUGCCCCACAGUGUGAGUGGAGUGGAGAUGAGAAAAAGGCAGGCGGCUCACAUCGAGGCCCCACCCCAGGCCCCCGGCCAGCCCAGACCGAAUACCUGCUGCCUCUGCUGGUGCGGCUGCUGCAAGUGUCUUUGGAAUGAAGACAGAAUUGAGAGGACUGAACGGCAGACCUGCACCAAGAUGGACAGUAUUGAAGCUGAUGAAGAACAACGCCCUAGUUUAGAAGAGUUGCUGUCGUGGGCACGGAGCUUUGAGAUGAUGCUGCGCUCGUUGGAGGGCCGGGAGGUCUUCCGAGAGUUCCUGCGCUCCGAGUACAGCGAGGACAACCUGCUUUUCUGGUUGGCCUGUGAAGAGUUAAAAAAGGAGACGAACCCCUCGGCGGUGGAUGAGAAGGCCAGGAUUAUUUACGAAGAUUACGUCUCUAUAUUGUCGCCCAAAGAGGUGAGUCUGGACUCUCGGGUUAGAGAAGGAAUAAACCAGAGCUUAGCAGAGCCUAGCAACACGAUGUACGAGGAGGCCCAGCUCCAGAUCUACACCCUGAUGCACCGGGACUCCUUCCCUCGUUUCCUCAACUCCUCCGUUUACAGAGACCUCCUGGCCAGCAGGAGGCGCACCUGCCUCGACACCUAAACUUUGCCACCGUUCAUCAUCGCCAACGUACGCCAACGAGACUACUACUUAAAACUUCAAAUACUACUAUGGUGCCAGAAGUCAGGUUUGGAAAAAAAAAAAGUCUCUCGCUCUGUUUUGAUGGAAAAAAAAAAAACAUCCAAGAUAGCUGGUCUGAUUUUGUUUUUUUUAUUUAUAUUUUUUAAGAAAUUUCUAUCCAGUAGUUCACUGGAGAUAGGUCGGCCUUUGCUGGCUGCUUAUUGGUCGUUUGAGACCAUUAUUGCUGGCCAGUGAUUGUUUUGCGAGCAAUUUGUGCUGUUUUGUUCGAUUUUGAACGGCCAACACCACCCUAAUCAGCGAUCGGUUUAAACGACCGAUCCAAUGGCCGAGCGCUGGUUAAGCGUGGACCAGGACUCCUCAGGUGGCGAGGACACGGAGAAGGAGAGAGACAAAAAGGACAAACCCACUGUUCCUGUACUGUAAUAUUUGAACCUCAUGCUUUUUACCUUCACUCUACUGCUCUGUCCUUACUUGUCACUCUUUUUGUUGUCGUCCUAUUUCUCUGUUGUUAUUUUUUUUUUUUGUUUUUUUUUAUAACUUCUCACUGUCCAACAUGACACCCAGUGGUUGGUGGAAAUGGGAGAAUCUUUGCCUUUUGAACCAGUUUAAGCAUCGGCUCUCUCUGCAUGCAGCUCUCUCUAUCUCUCUCUUUCUCUCUCUCUCUCUCUAUCUCUCUCUCUCUACUGUAGCUUGACAAUAUAAGCCGCGGACUGCAACCUUUUCCAAGAGGUAUUAAGGCUGGCUGUGCCUGACUGUAUGCGUUCAGCGAAGGGUGAAAAAAAAAAAAAAAAAACAUUUCUGUCAGUUUCACGCUUACUGCAGUUUUUAUUGAGAUGUAAAAGCUGCCUUCUCCGACCCUUCCUCAGUCCGUCCGUCUGUUCAUCCGAGCACUUUCCUUCAUUUAACUGGGAGAAGUAAGGGCUAGAAUUGUGGUUGGGCAGCUACUUCUAAUAUUAUAACUCAUGAACUUCUCUCUGCUGAGAAACAUCAUAAUGCCUUUACGUGUAAAGGAAGGCGGCAGAAGCGCUGCUGCAGAUUUGCUGUGAAGCAACCACAGUUUGUCCAACAAUCCCUACCUCCCAUGCCUUUUUUUUUAUUUCACCCCUUCCUUUCGUCUGUUUAAGGAACCCCCACAGCCUGAGAAGCACAGGUGCCAAUUUUGGGCCAAAACCAGAAAUGGAGAAAACAAAAAGACACUUUUACAGUACAUUGUCUCAAUGAACGAAAGCAUUGUGGAUAGAAAAUGGUAGCAAUUUCCUUAGGUGCAGGUGUAAACGUGAGCUAUUACACCCUGGCCUUUGUCUGAAAGGCUUCAGCUUUAGAUGUUCUCGUCCUUGAGGUUUCGGAUUUUAGUGGAACGGUUAAAUGGGUGCCAAAUGGGACUUUAACGUUUCUGUGAAGAGGUAUUUGAUAUUUACGAGCCUGUUUUUACAGCUGGGGAAGAGGGCUGGUUUAACCAUGCUGAAACACGGCAAUCCCAGGCUAGCAAAAGAAAUCUGCGUAGUUCUGCUCCACACAAGCCGUUCCAGCUAAAACCAAAAGGGUUUAAGCAAGCCGUGGACACGCAGACGAUAGGAUGCUUGUGCUAAUCUUCCCUCCCACUGCCAGCCCUCACACACUCUGGUCUGUUUUUUCUAACAUGACUUGGACAGCAUGCAGUUAUGUUGUGUGCGUGUGUGAGAUACAGUAAAACACAGAACAGUAAAUAAAAGUUAUGUUGCCAAAUGUCCUGUUAAUAUAUUUAGCAUAUAAAUGGACACUGUUUUUUUUAAUAAUGUGAACAUUUAAACAGAAACUUUGUUGUCAGCCUAUGGAUCUGCAGUAGAAAGUGCAUGAGUAGAGCAUAUAAUAUGCCGUUUUUAAUCCAAUGAGCCUCCGUGUCAAUUGACUUGGUGGAUAUAUGACCCACAUGGUCUGGCUGGCCGCCUUCGCUAACUACCUGAAGUUCUCGUGCCAAUCUGGAUCUGCAGUAAAGUCAAGAGGCAAUUGGUUCUGAUUAGUGAGGGUUAGGCAUGGGCCGGUAUAAUAACUUUGAGUAAAAACAGUUUAACAGUAUUAACAAA